AUGCCUUCUUCAGAAAUCGGACGUAUCAGAAGGAAUAGCGGCUUGACCACUCCCUUGACUUUUCGAAGAACAAAGCUCACUAGAUUGAUAUUCCUCACAGCAUGUUUUAUGAAUCUCAUAUAUUUCUUAUUUUAUGACCACUAUGACCACUUAGACUCAUAUUUGCCACAUUCCAAAUUUCCCUUGUCCAAAGAAACUAUCCAUCAGUAUAAGCAAAAGAUUACCCAACGUAAUUCAUUUGAGAAAUCAAUUCAGAAAAAAUUCAGAGAGAUUGAAUUAAAUCCUGAGAGAUUUCAUGUAGCAUUUGCUCAAGAGAUAGAAGAAAAACUUUCAAUAAAUCUUAAACCAUUUACUAAACUGGUUGAAAAUGAAAAUAGUUGGAUAAACCAAGAUACGUUGUUCUAUGAUCCUAGAUUUACUUUAUCUAUGUAUUUACAUGAAUUAAAAUUACAAUAUGCAAACAAGAAAAGAGAAGAUAAAGGAACAAACGAGGUAGUCGUGUUACCUUUCCAUUGGGCGGAUUGGAUCGAUUUAACAAUCUUGAAUAGGGAUUUAGCUGCUCCUUUGGAUACAAGAAUUAGUUGUAGUCAUAUUCAAAGUGUUACAACUAAGAAACCAGACACUAGUUAUUUUUGUCGUGAUAAUUCGAUGCUUUCCCACGGUCAAAUCGAGCAGAUGGGGUUUAAAUCUUCAUCACAAUUACCGGGGUUUAUUAUCCAUGACCAUUGUGCUCAUGACCACGAACCCCCUCAUGAUUAUCGAAUUUUGGAAGCAAAAUCAUAUGCAAUGACGACUAUGAAAAAGCCGAUGAAUGUGGUUAUACUAAACGGACAGGAAGGAACAUAUGAGUUUCAAGUCAAUCCAGAUAUAAAUCAACGAUUAGCUAGUUCAGAAAUUGUUGAAAACUAUAUUAGAUCGAAUAAAGUGAAGAAUUUGGAAAAAGCAAAACUCAAUCAUUUGAAGGUAUGGAACCAACUUAAAUCAAAAGUACAACCUACAACUUUAGACCGUUUUGACGGAGGAUUUGAAAGCUACAUCAAGAUGACCUCUAGUUUGAAACACACAAGCCAACCCCUCAAGUUCCCAUUAAAGCAAAGCAUGUUUUCCUAUCCAGCUCCCAUCACCGAACAAAUGGCCCAACUUGAACAAAAACAAUCUGAAACAGGAUUAUCUGUCCGUGAACAAGUUUACUAUGAAGGUUUGCUAGCUUGUGCUACAUAUCAAAUACCAGAUGAACCUAACUAUUUGCACCUGGCAACCUUCAUUCGCAACGAUGAACGAAAUCGUGAUGGCGAGAAGGGGUGGCAUUAUGAUUGGAGAUUCUUCAAUGGAGCAUUGGAAUACGAUGUAGAUGGAUGGACUGAACAAGAAAGAAACCAUCGUGCGAGCAUCAUAAAGGAAAGGAUAUUAAGGGCUUGGUUUAGGUUUACUAUUCAAAAAGGGAUAAUUAGCUGGAUACAACAUGGUCCUGUAUUGAGUUGGUUUUGGAAUGGGUUAUUGUUUCCUAUUGACAAAGAUAUAGAUAUCCAAUUACCCAUAUCGGAAAUGAUCCGUCUUGCAAAGGAUUAUAAUUAUACUCUUGUGGUUGAGGAUCCUAGUGAAGGAUAUGGAAAAUAUUUGAUUGAUGUGAAUACAUAUAUCCAUCAUCGAGAAAUCAAUGAUGUCAAUUAUGUAGAGGGAAGGUUUAUUGAUAUAGAUAGUGGGUUAUAUAUCGAUUUGACGGCUUUGAGCAAACUGAAAUCGGAGUUGCCUCAAGGGUUUUGGGACACGGCGAUGGGACAAUUAAGAAAACGUAAAAAACAGAAAAAUGAUCAAGUUGAAAUAUAUAAUGAACGCCGGAAACAUUUUUAUAAAUUUAAACAAUUAAGUCCAUUAACAUUUUCCCAAUUACAAGGUGUGCCUGUUUUUAUUCCUCCUAAAGUUGUUUAUAAAUUAGUGUUUGAAUAUGGUGAAGGGUUUCAAGAGCCAGAAUUUCAUGAUUGGUAUUUCGUACCUAGAUUGAAUUUAUGGAUUAAGAAACAUGAUUUAAUUCCAGUUUUCGAUCCUGAAGAUAUCACACUGAAUGGAAAAGUUAACAAGGAUAAAUUACUAUAUAAAGUUCGACGAAUGACAGAUGAGGAAGUUCUUAAAUUAUUAGAGAAUGAUGAAAUUUUGGUAGAAUAUUAUUUGACUAAAGAUUUAACUGAGUUGCACACUAAGGAGAUGACAUAUUUGUUUGAUAAUCUAGGAAGAGAUAAUAUAUUAUUAGGUGAAGAAGAGCAAGCUAUGAAGGAGUAUCGGGAUUUGACUAGACAAUUUAGCUUUAAGAAACCUUUGAAAAAGUCAUUGUAUUCUUAUGAACAAAGUAUUGAGAGACGAGCAAAGGAGAGAAACAAUUGA
Messenger RNA from Hemisphaericaspora subhashii, 2379 nucleotides. RefSeq lists its product as uncharacterized. The record is from RefSeq and is a predicted model, not a curated record. Lineage: Eukaryota; Fungi; Ascomycota; Pichiomycetes; Serinales; Debaryomycetaceae. The coding region runs from base 1 to 2379 and encodes 792 amino acids. The transcript has a single exon.